Messenger RNA from Xiphophorus hellerii (green swordtail), 2384 nucleotides. It is a transcript of the gene eif4ebp2, whose product is annotated as eukaryotic translation initiation factor 4E binding protein 2. Gene Ontology annotation, molecular function: eukaryotic initiation factor 4E binding. The coding region runs from base 193 to 537 and encodes 114 amino acids. Lineage: Eukaryota; Metazoa; Chordata; Actinopteri; Cyprinodontiformes; Poeciliidae. Gene Ontology annotation, cellular component: cytoplasm. Gene Ontology annotation, biological process: negative regulation of translational initiation. The record is from RefSeq and is a predicted model, not a curated record. The transcript has 3 exons.
AGCUCGUCGUGCUUCCUGCCUUGCUGAGGGAGGGGACGGUGCUGACGGCUGGUAGGACGAACGGAGAGCCAAGAAAGCUUUCGGGAAGCUGUAAAAAAGUGGGGAACGGCCCGGGUUUCCACCGUCCGUCGGGAGAUAAGCACCACAGUUUUCUGUAGCUGCUGGAUUUGUCACCGAACAGGCGCCGAAAAAAUGUCGACCAGUCGUCAGCUUAGCGAGAGCAGGGCCAUCCCGACCAGGACGGUGUUGAUCAACGACACAACGCAGCUACCUCAUGACUACUGUACCACCCCUGGAGGCACUUUAUUUUCCACCACUCCUGGAGGAACCCGGAUCAUUUACGACCGCAAGUUUCUGCUGGACAGGCGGAAUUCUCCCAUCGCUCAGACUCCUCCUGCACAUCUGCCUGUCAUCCCUGGAGUGACCAGCCAACAUAUCCUGAGUGAGAACAAGAAGAACGAAGCCAACAACCACAUCAACAACCAUGAUGGCAAACCCACUACAGGUGACGACGCCCAGUUUGAAAUGGACAUCUAACCGCCUGGAGCCACACCAGCAUAAGAAAAUAACCUGGCACUGUGUGUGUCAGUGGCUUGGCUUGUAGAAACCAAUGUUUUGAGCCCUCAUGGCAGCCAUCUUUGUUAGCUCUUUGUCUCACUGCUGGAUGUAAUGUUUGUAAACCCCAGGGCGAUUUGGUAUACCUUACAUGCACAUACAGAGCGGCAACGUUCGAAAACUAGGGUUAUCUUUGUAACAAUGGAUCGCAGUCGAAUUUCAAACAUUUUCAUUAAAAGGGACCCGAAUAUUUUGCACCCAAAAAUUAAUUAGUUUUAGUGCUCAUUUUACAGCUUUCUGUGAGACCAAACUGGAAAAAAAAACUAAUUUGAGCAAGAAUUGGUACUUUUUUUUUUUUAAUUUGGAAUCAUUUUAAAAAAGUUUGAUAUUUUUCCGACUUUGAUUUUAAAGACUUCUGGGGUUUUUUGGGUUUUUUUUAAACUACUCCAAUAACUCCAGGAUCCAUAACCACUUGGACCGCUUUGAUUCCAGUAACGGUACCUGAAGAAAUGCUGUAUUAUUCUUGUUUUUCUAUUAGGAAAGGACCUAACACCAUUCCAAGAUUUUAGUCCCAAAUUUCCCAACAUUUUGCUGCAAUAUUUCAUUUGUAAGCCUCCAGGAAGAAAUGCUUAAAAACAAAUUUAGGGGAAAAUUAAACAGAUAUAAAUCAUCAGAUAAUUGAAUAUCAAAUGAAGCAUAGACAUAAGUAGCUUAAAAUAUUUCUUGGAAUUUAAUUUCAGCAAAGUACAAUAAUAUCAAGUAACUUAAGUCGACAAAGAUAAACACCGCCCUUUUCUCAGAUUUGUUAUAAUAGCUAAUAAGCUUAAGGAGGAGGCGGUAUAUGGAUGAACAUGACCGGUGUUUUUAAAUAUCCAGACGUCAGAGUGGUUAAUAUCCCUAUGUACUUGGGAUACAACAAAAUCCAUUUUAAAACUUGAAUAAAUGUAAAUGUUUUUUAAACAUUUAUUAUUAUAUUUGAAUACAAUUUUAGUAUUAAGGCUUUGCCGGGGCAUUCACUCUGUCCAAGCCUUUUACAUUUCAUGUCAAUGAAGCGGAUAACCGUGUGUGCAUUGGGCUUGAUAGAUGCUCUCCAUAAACUGAUCUGACAUUAAUAUUCUUAUUUCCAUGCAUCUUGCCUGCCCAUGCCUUAUUUAACAUGAAAUGCAGUGACUAGUUUCCUUGCCAUCUAUUUGUAUUUUCUGACAGAUGUUUAUUUUUUCACAGUAGCGUUAAAACAAGUUAUAUUUUGCUUGGUCAGUGGGCAAAAGGUAUUUUAUUUUCUUGACGAUUUUCUGACUCGGAUUGGUAUAAGGUUUGGAAGCGUGAGUGUGCAUGUGAGGCUGAUGUUUUACAUGACAACAAGGUAAAAGUGCCACUCACUCAUUUUAAUCCAAUGUUUAGUUUAUUUGUUUUAUUCCAAAGCUCUCUCUGCUAUUUGGCAAACAAGUAAUCAUGUUUUUCAUUCAAUUUUCUUUCUCUGUUUGACAGGAGCCACUGACUGAUGUUUGUCAAAUAUUAUUUUUAAUUUCUUUUAGCUUUGUAAUGACAUUUGGCAAAGUCUGGUGAAAAUUUCAUCCACAGGUUGCUUAAAAUUAUGUUUGCAUCGCACGUUUUAUCCGACAAGUCUUUAUAUUAAGGUAUCGUAAUCCAGGUGGCAGAUUCAUUUCCAAUCCAUUUGAUUUGAUGAGGGUUAGACAAUAUGCUUCGAAAGAGAUUGGACACAAACUUACUGUAACCUUCUGUUCAGAUUUAAAAUAACUUUUAUUUCAAAUGAAACUCCAAUGCCAGUGGACACUGUUGCUGCAAGAUCAAUAAAAUUCUGUAACAGA